Ipomoea triloba (trilobed morning glory) is the source of this 1414-nucleotide messenger RNA. Its product is annotated as ubiquitin recognition factor in ER-associated degradation protein 1-like. Gene Ontology annotation, cellular component: VCP-NPL4-UFD1 AAA ATPase complex. Gene Ontology annotation, molecular function: polyubiquitin modification-dependent protein binding. Bases 216 to 1169 code for a protein of 317 amino acids. The transcript is spliced from 10 exons. Lineage: Eukaryota; Viridiplantae; Streptophyta; Magnoliopsida; Solanales; Convolvulaceae. The record is from RefSeq and is a predicted model, not a curated record.
CAGCACGAGACAUGGCGUGCGUAAUACGCACAGAAGCGUAUCUUCUUCCACAGUUCUAUUCAUUCUCAAAUUUCCGAUCUCUCCAAGCUGACACCUCUUAGUCUCUCCAAUUCCUCCGAUUCUCGCAUUCAUCUCUAUUCUCCCCUCAGAGUUUGCUGGGACAGUUGAGACUUGAGAGCUUGUGGUUGUGGUUGGUCUGAAGAGUGUUAGUAAUCAUGUUCUUCGAUGGAUAUGGUUACCAUGGAACAUCAUUCGAACAAACAUAUCGGUGCUACCCUGCCUCUUUCAUUGACAAGCCUCAUAUAGAAAAUGGUGACAAAAUUAUAAUGCCUCCAUCUGCCCUUGAUCGCCUUGCUUCUCUUCACAUUGACUACCCAAUGUUGUUUGAGCUUAGUAAUGCUGCCACAGAGAGAGUUUCACAUUGUGGGGUUCUGGAGUUUAUUGCAGAGGAGGGCAUGAUAUAUAUGCCAUAUUGGAUGAUGGAAAAUUUGUUGUUACAAGAAGGAGACAUUGUACGAGUGAAGAAUGUUACUCUUCCCAAGGGUAAAUAUGUGAAACUGCAACCCCACACAAAAGAUUUUCUGGAUAUUUCGAACCCAAAGGCCAUCUUGGAGACAACACUCAGGAACUUUUCUUGCCUAACCACAGGAGAUAGCAUUAUGGUGGCUUAUAAUAACAAAAAGUAUUACAUUGAUAUAAUUGAGACGAAGCCGUCUAAUGCAAUAAGUAUUAUCGAGACUGACUGUGAAGUGGACUUUGCUCCUCCUCUUGAUUAUAAAGAACCUGAAAGACCUGUUUCUUCUCAAAAAAACAAGGCCCCCGCAGAAGGUCAAGAGGCUCAAGCUGAGGCCGAACCAAAAUUCAACCCUUUUACUGGUGCAGGAAGACGCUUGGAUGGGAAACCUUUGAAGUAUGAUCCUCCUCCUGUUUCCUCAUCAAGCUCCAAGGACUUUAGAGCUGAUGUGGCCAACAACACUGCGAAGUCUUCUGCUGGAUCAAGCUCCCAAAACACUAGUCAUCAAUCUCAAGGAAAACUUGUGUUUGGUUCCAAUGCAAAUGCAAAUCGCAAUCGGGAGACACCUAAGGAACCCACCAAAAAAGAGCCUGAGAAGAAAGAAGAGCCAAAGUUCCAAGCUUUCACCGGCAAAAAGUAUUCUCUGAGGGGUUGAUUGUCUCAUGUCCUUUUUAAGUUAUGACAUUUACCUUAAUCCCCUUCCUCAUCCUCUGAGCCAGAAGUAGUAACUGUGCUCAAAGACUUAAAAUCUUGCUUUAGAACAGUAUAUGCUGUUACACGUUGUGAAUGGUAUAGGACUUGUAUGUUCAUAUUCACGGUACAGCCUUUUACAAUUGUGGGAACUUACAUUUUAAUGCCUUGUCGAUUGACCAAAAUGAAUAAAUUAACAUUACACGAGAA